CACACAGCACUGGGAGGAGGAGUUGAGCUCAGCCGCGCUUCAAUACAUUUAACCUCUUCCCAUUAUGUGUCAGUGCUGCUGUUGAAAAGAGUUUGAUAGUUUUCAGUUUUUCAGGAAAAUGGGUAACCGGACUGGGAUGUUAUUUCUUUUGCACUGGGAAAUGAGCGUUUCAACACCUGCUCAAAAAAGGUAACUUAAAUUUUUGCAAGGAUUAAAUAGUUAAAACUUACCUAUACAUCUUCAUAAUGAGUGUACACUAAUCUUGCAAAUCACGCUUAACUGGAUUACAUAGUUUCUUAUCUUUUGUUAAAAAACGUAUACUCAGUGGACCAACACAAUAUUAUUAUGUAUAUAUUAUAUAUAUAUUCUUGCUUUCCUUUAUGGAAUUUAAAGGUUUUGAGUCAUUUGAUGUUACAUUUCAUGUUACUGACUCUGACUGUAGUACUUUUACUCAGACUACCAACAAACCACUGCUGUGAGCUAAAUGGCAUUACUUAUGAAGUUUUAACUUUUUUUAAAAAAAGAAACUUGUUCAGGUGGGAUUAGCCUCUAUUUAUAGACUUCCCUUUUGUUUAAGAAUUCUAACAAUAGCCUGUAAUUAUGAAGAAAUAAAAUUUAAGUACAUAAGCGUGAACUGUUUGCCUAUUUUUUCAAAAGGAUGCGGAGCUGUAAAGCAACAUGCAGAUGUAAUGUGAACGUUAGAAGGUGCUCUGUUUGUAGUCUGAUGGGAGGUGGUUAAUUUUCCAAGAAACAAGCUGCUUGAAUGGUGGGGUUAGCUGAAGUGCAUACUGAUCCCAUUUGUCACUUGCUUCAUUAGGAGUCGUGGCAGUUUCAUUGAAAAUUCAUGCUACAUCUGCCUCAGGAUUUUUGCCUGCACAAGGUUUGCAAUGCUCAAAUGUUACAUCCUUAGUAUUCCUUUGUGAAGUUAUGUCAGCAUAUCACGUGCUCUCAACAUAAAGCACGUUCCCUUGGCUUGGUAAAUCUUUAGUUUGACCCAGAGUAUUCUUCUCAAUAUGGUGCAUCCCAUCUUCACGGCAAGAUGUGGACGUAGACUGCUUGGUCAGUGGUUCAGGAGUUCCAGCAGCCUUUUACAUGUCUUUGAUACUUCUGUUACAGCAGCUAUCAAUAUUAAUGGACCCACCUAAGUGGCCCCAAAUAUAUAUUUUUUUCUGGUUAUCUUUUUAAUGAUGCAUCAGUUGGAUUAGGCAAUGUCAUAUUUUCAUUAAUUUCAUCAGAUUUAUACACAUCCUUGAGGUCAUUUGCAACCCUCUGUGGGCUGGUUUUUUUUCUUUUCUUUUCAAGUCCUCUACCAAGUUUACAUCUUGGACAUACUUUGGCCUCCGACUGUGCUGCUUUCAACCUUGUAUUCCUUGCAAAUUUUGAGCUGUCCAUAUGAUUCUAUCAUGAAACUGAAAGUAGUUGCUGUUCACUUUGAAUAAUUUUGUAUCCUUUUCGGUCUUUGUCCAACUUACUGUCUUAUGAGGUUCUGUUGUGUAAAAGUUCCUUGAAUUCACAGCGAACCAUUGCACUUUUUAUUUAAGAGAUUAUCUAAUGUUAUUGGCCACUUGACAGCUACGUUUCCAAUGUGAGGUAACUUAAUAAGAAAUUGUAUCAGUGGCAUGUACUGGGGAUUAAUGUUAAGGAUCUGUUAUCACUGCCAAGUACUGACAAAGAAUAAAAUGGCAAUAAAGGUGCUUAAUAAAGGACCUGACAUACUGAGUUGACUUGUCUGGGAAUCUGUCUGCUACUUUAAGCCUGGAGAUAUGAUGUGACAAGGAAUGCUAACCCUUCUGCUCAACUCUUAAAAUCUGUUGUGUCCAACAUCAGUAUUGGACUUACUGGUUUCUUUGGUUAUACACAUUUCCUUGCCAUCCUUUGCCACCUGACAUGCCAGCUGUAUGUCACUUCUUCACACAAACAGCAUCCAGUUGUCAGAACUCUGUUGCUUACUGUUGUUUCCCCACUGACUUGUCAAUAGUUUCAUUUAGCUAUUGAAAUCUAAAAUUCAGUGUCUCAGAAUUAAAAUUUUUAGCAAAACUGUAACUUCAGUAUUGGAAUGCUUUAGUUAUUCUUUAGCCUGAAUCUUCAAAUACGUGCAUUGUGUUUUACAAUACUGACAGAAGAGUAUUUUUCAUUGAUAACAUUUUUAGAUAAUAAAAUAAAGGAAACAGAGUUGAAUUAUAGGGGGCUAAAAUGAAGAAAGUAACGUAUCUGUUAAAAAUGUUGUCAUAUCUAGUCUUCACAGAAUGCUCUUGAAUUUAAUUCUGUUGUUUAUUAGAGUGGUGGUUGGGAUUCCCAUGCAUCCAUUGUUUACCUUGAGAUGGAAGAAGAUUUGUCUUGUGCAAUUGUAAAUCACAAGAAAAUGUCAAAUUAAAGCAGACUGUCAGCAGUUAUUAAUUGAAGUGGACAGUAAUCUUCCCAAAUUGAAGAUCCUUCCUGAUGCAAGUUUGAAACUUACUUUUUGGGUCACCAGCAUCAGACCUCAACGUGGCAUUGCAUGAGUGCAUGGCAGCUCUGGAUUUAUUUCUUAGCAACAAGUUCUCAGAUGCUUUGGCUUCUUUACAAGCAAAAACUAAAGACAGUAUGUACCAUGCACUGACUUAUGCCACCAUACUGGAAAUGCAGGCUAUGAUGACAUUUGAUCCUCAGGACAUAAUGAAUGCAGGAAACACCAUGAAGGAAGCUCAAGCCACCUGUCAAAAAUUUAGGAAGAAAUCUACAGUAGCUGAUUCCAUCAACAACCUUGUGCAUAGACAAAGCCUUGAAAACUUUACUGAAGAGGAAAUCCAUGCAGAAAUUUGCUAUGCUGAAUGUUUACUUCAAAGAGCAGCACUCACAUUCCUUCAGGAUGAGAAUAUGGUUAGCUUCAUAAAAGGAGGCAUCAAAGUCAGAAACAGUUACCAAACAUACAGGGAACUGGACAGUCUCAUACAGUCUCCCCAUUAUGUCAAAGGAGAGAACCAUCUUCAUUUUGAGGGAGGUGUAAAGCUUGGGGUUGGAGCCUUUAAUUUGACAUUGUCCAUGUUUCCUGCACGAAUUCUGAGAUUACUGGAGUUUGUUGGGUUUUCUGGAAACAAGGAACGUGGUCUGCUGCAGCUUCAAGAAGGAGCAUCCUCAUACAGCUUUAGGUCGGUGCUGUGUACCAUGCUGUUGCUUUGCUAUCAUACUUUCAUGACCUUUGUGUUAGGGACAGGAAAAGGAAAUGUUGAGGAGGCAGAAAGGCUACUUAAACCUUACUUGGCUCGCUAUCCAAAGGGAGCCAUAUUCCUGUUUUUUGCAGGCAGGAUAGAAACACUGAAGGGUAAUAUUGAUGCGGCAGUUAAUAGGUAUGAAGAGUGCUGUGAGGCUCAGCAAUACUGGAAGCAGUUUCAUCACAUGUGUUACUGGGAGCUCAUGUGGUGCUUCACCUACAAGCGCCAGUGGAAGAUGGCCUUCUUUUAUGCAGAUCUACUAAGCAAAGAAAACACCUGGUCGAAGGCUACCUACAUUUACAUGAAAGCUUCCUAUCUCAGCAUGUUUGGGCCAGACGACUGCAGUCCUUUUGGAGACAAUGAAAUUGAAUUAUUUAGGAUUGUUCCCAGCUUGAAACUGAAAAUCGCAGGGAAAUCACUGCCUACAGAAAAGUUUGCCAUUCGGAAAGCUAGACGGUAUCUUUCUUCAAACCCCGUUCCUUUACCUGUUCCACCUCUGGAGAUGAUGUAUAUCUGGAAUGGCUAUGCUGUGAUUGGACAAUGUCCCAAUUUAACAGAAGGCAUGUUAGAGACUUUAAUUGAAGCAGAAGAAGCAUUGGCAAGAAGUUCAGCUACGGAAUUGCUAGCAGAUGACCAGUGCGUGAUAAAACUGUUAAAGGGUUUAUGCCUCAAGCAUUUGGGCAAGAUCUCAGAGGCAGAAGGCCAUUUUAAUUACAUCUACUUAAAUGAGAAGAAGAUAAAAUACGACCAUUAUUUAAUUCCAAAUGCCUUGCUGGAGCUUGCGUUGCUGUAUCUGGACCAGGACAGAAGAGAAGAAGCAAUAAAACUACUAGAAAGAGCAAAACAAAACUACAAGAAUUACUCCAUGGAAACGAGAACACAUUUCAGAAUUCAAGCUGCCCUGCAUCAAGCCAAAUCUGCCCCAGAAAAUGGAAUGCACUCUGGAGCCUCGGCAGUGUCGUAACUUUCCCUUCUUUGAUGUCCUGUUUGUGGCAGACUUUGGUGCAGACAAUUACUGACGCUUCAGAAUUAUUUUUCCUUCUCUUUCAAGUCGGUGAGAAAUCAAGUCAUUCCAAAUUUUAGAGGCGAUACAUAAAACAUUAAUGUAAAACACAGCAAAAACUCUCAAACCAACCAUAAUGCAUAAAACAUUUGUUUUUCCAACAGUCGCUUUUCAAACACUCACAUUUGUGUAACUCUCCUCUCAAUCGUGUGCCUUUUCUUGCUUGUGUUCGCAACAUCUGCUAAGCAAGAUGCAACAUCAAGUGCAACAACUGGAAAAACAAACAACCCCUAAACCUUUUGGGGGUCACGGGAUUAAUCUGUUAGCUUUAAGCACUCAUCUGGAUUCAUGCUGCUAGCAGUUGAGAACGAAGCAUUGCUUUUUCCAAAUAUCUGCUUGCUUGAAAUGAUGUGAGAAUGGUGCACAAGAAGCACAGCAGGGAGGAGCUCUGAAUUCUGGGCAUUUUCAGUUGUGCAUAGAAUCUUUUCUGUAGCUUUUAGUAGUUACUUUUUUGCUGCUCUAAGAAACUUACUGGUGGAAAAAAGCCAUGCAAGUUCCUUGAUUUUUCUUCAGUCUUCACGUCAAGUCUGCUGCUUGUUAUGGCUGAAUGAUCUAUGGGGGACUGGGGCCAGAGAAAAAGAUAGUGGCAGGAUAAAGCUGCAUCACUGCUUUGAAAAGUUAAAGAAUUGGAGGACUUCAGGAAAAACAGUUCUGUCAUCAGAACAAAUAUAAUUUAAAGUUUCUAUUGUAUUUAAAGCAGAAGUCCUUGAAGGUCACUUAAGAAACAGCAACAUACCACUGGAUGCAGAGCCGUGUGCAGUCACUGUGACACUUCCUCCUUACAGUGGUUGUUGAUGGGUUUGCCUGCUUGAGAUGUCCAUGUUUGAAGAUGUGCAUGGCAAUGUUUCUUGCGGUAAGGAGCUCGAGUUGGAGCAGGCUCUUCUGGCACAGUGCUCUGCCCUUUACAAAAGAGAGCUACUUUCCUUUUUGCUUUUUCUUGGUGUUUUUGGAGAAUCGUGAGCAAGGGGGUGUGCUGAGAACAGAGCAAAGGGCUAUAGCUCUGCAUCCCAUGUUGUCUGCCCUAUCAUUGCUGCUUUUCUGCAGAACUGGUAGUCAGAGGUAACACGUUUUCACAGUACUCACUGUUCUCCAGGCCAGCUCCGUGUUUGUGUACACCUGUGUUUUUUGAGGGCACACUUCUACCUCCCUUUUGAGAGAGAUUCUUCCCAGUAACCCAUUUUGAUGUGUGGAGAUGGGAGGUUUUCUGAUGGCCCUUUUUCUCCAAUGGAGAUGCUUGUCAGGAAGAUUCGUACAGAAGUACCUCACAGUGAAUAUUCUUGCUGAAGUGAUUGUUCCUAGCAAAAGAGAAGAUUGGCAGUUUAUAGCUCUGCUUUUACCUCUCCUAAGGAAAUGUCAUUGUUUUAUAAUGCAAAUUAAUAUGCAGGGAGACAGAACCACCUGUUCCUCAGCACUGAGAACUUGCAUUGUGUUAAAAAUAGACACCCUUUAUAAAAGUCUUCUCCAGUUAAAAUUAUAGAUGAAAAAUUCAUUUUUUAAAGUGAUUUUCUCGUAUCAAUUCAGUUUAGGUAAAUUUCUCAGUUCAGAUACAACUCAGUAUGAACAGUUAACGCUAUUUACGUAUUGCACAUCAAAACUUAAGUGUAAAAACUCAGUCAUUCUUUGUAUAGAAUAAAAAAGAUUCUUGUUCUA
Gallus gallus (chicken) is the source of this 5904-nucleotide messenger RNA. RefSeq names its product tetratricopeptide repeat domain 39A (gene TTC39A). The record is from RefSeq and is a predicted model, not a curated record. Gene Ontology annotation, molecular function: protein binding. NCBI's taxonomy places the organism in Eukaryota, Metazoa, Chordata, Aves, Galliformes, Phasianidae. The transcript is spliced from 18 exons. The coding region runs from base 2506 to 4155 and encodes 549 amino acids.